Messenger RNA from Mangifera indica (mango), 444 nucleotides. RefSeq lists its product as uncharacterized. The coding region runs from base 1 to 444 and encodes 147 amino acids. NCBI's taxonomy places the organism in Eukaryota, Viridiplantae, Streptophyta, Magnoliopsida, Sapindales, Anacardiaceae. The record is from RefSeq and is a predicted model, not a curated record. The transcript has a single exon.
AUGAGAAGCAGAGCGAAUAAGCAAAGCAAGUUCAUGCUAAUAAUCUCAGCACCCAUUAGAUUUCUUGCAAGGGCUAGAGAUUUUUACAUAAAGGGCAUGCAGGAUUUCAAUGGCGGGAUAGGAAAGUACGAUGGUGCAGUGGUCUGCCCUGCAGCUCAAGUUGUGCACUUGUCUAAGAAUUUCAGUGUCAACUCUUCUAAGCCAAUUGAUGAUGAAGAAUUCAGGGAGCUUUUACGCACAGCAUCAAGGAAGAACAUGAAAAGUAAGAUGAAGCUGAACCAGAGUGGUGGGAUGAGGAGGAGUUACACUGUUGGAGCAGGGAAGAUGGGGAGAAUUGAAGAGGAAGAGCCAUGCACAUUUGAGGAAGAUGGUUCAAAGGCAGAAGUGUUGUAUCCAAGAAGUAGAAGUUAUGCUGUCAACAGAAGGAACUUCGUUCACCAUUAG